UCACUUCAAUCUAGCAAGGAUCUUUCCUGCAGUGGCCAUAUUUGUUGAUGUGUCACCAAAGAUGGUGGAUUAAUGAAGAUAGGACCUUCACGUGGGCAAUAGUUCCCUCAGGACUUUUACGAUUGUCAGUUCCGGGUCGGUCUACUUAGUUCAUUGACUUUCAUUCAACCAGAAAAAAACUGGGGGAAAAGGGAGAGGGGUGUCUCGUUUUCUUUUCCGUCUCUGGUGUUACUGUCACCUCAGCGACUUGUUGGGGGUAACCAGCUGAGCUGGAUCAGCUGUCAAGGAAAGUGUCGAUUUUUUUGUAACAUCGGAACCUUACCAAAUGGAUAUAUCAUAUAAGGAGGAUCAGAUGGUGACAGGGGUCUCAGCAGAGUCAGGCAGCCAGGGAAGACCAGUCUGUGACAGAGGUGUGAAGCUGAGGAAAACCAUGGAGCAGUCUGACCCAGCCUCUGCCUCAGACCUGACCCAGGGGUCAGAGGUCAACUCCCUGCCGAAGGCGUCAUCAGGGAUCAACAAGAGCAACAGGAGUGACACAACGAUGGAGGAAAAUGAGGUCUAUGCAGAAAGGGGGAAUGAUGUCGAACAGGAGAGUCUGGAGGGAGAUGGGAUACAACACAAGAAGAAGAAAAAGUGCCAGCAAGAGGGUGGAGAGGAGUCUGUCAAUGUGGACAUUAGCUGUGACAUUGGGACAGCCUCAAUGGAAGACGCAAGAACUCUUGUAGAUGGGACAACUGAACGUCCAUUCUCGGUCUUGGAUGAGGUAAUGGAAAGCACCAACUCAGUUUUGGAGGUGACGAUAGAAAGCUUGUCGUCGCUUCUGGGCAAGGCAGUGGAAUCUCCACCCGCUAUUCUAGUUGGAGUGGGUGACUGCUCAACCUCUAUUCCGAACAGAGACGCAGAAUCUCAACCAGCUGUUGUCGAUGGCCCCCUCAAAUGCUCCGUGGAACCCUCCCCCACAAAGGAAAACGUCAUUCAAGGUUCAGUAGUCACCAAUAGCCCAGCCACGCCCUCCACACCCAGCCCUGCCUUUGCAGACCCUGGAAUUUCCAGUCCACGAACGAUGGCCCCCACGAACACCAACUCUUCGCCCAGCCCCUACGACACGGACUGCAGCCGCAAGCUCAUGACUGAGAUCCAGCGGUCGGUCUCCCAGGAGUCCCUAUUGGAUGAGCUGGAGCAGGAGUUGUUCUCCUGCCAGCUGCCCGAGAGAGGGGGAGGGGGGCGCAAGGGUGGACCCCAUGUCAAUGGCAUGCAGGCUGACCAGGACGGCUCCCCAAUGGUUUUCGAGAAGUGCAUCCAGUACAAGUAUGUGCAGCAGGAAAAGGCUAUCAAAAGGCUGCUGGAUGAAAACAACAAGCACCAGGAGCUGGUCCUGGCUAUCUGCUCAGAGAAGGACACCAUGAGGGAAGAACUGAAGAGGAGGGUGGAGACUGAGAAAAAGCACAUGUGCACCGUGAAGAAGUUGGAGGGCCGGGUGGAGGAGCUGCUGAGGGAGUUGAAGGAAUCCAGGGACAAACUGGUUUACCAAGAUGGCGCCGCGAAGAACGCUCUGCAGCAGUUGCACAGAGAGACUGCCUACCGGCUAGAGCAGGCUGGGAAGAAGUGUGAGGAGGCGCGUCAGGAGAAGGAGGCCAUGGUGAUGAAGUAUGUUCGUGGGGAGAAGGAGGCUCUGGACCUGCGCAGGGACAAGGAGGGUCUGGAAAGGAGGCUGAGGGAGGCCACCAAGGAGGUGGACCGCCAGGCCCUCAGGGGAAACCAGUUGGCCCAGGAGAAAGGCCGGCUGCAGCAGCUCCAUGACACCAAGGAGGGAGAGGUGAGCAGGUUGAAUCGGGAGUUGGAGAACGUCAAGGAGGGGAUCAACUCUCACCUCAUCAAGGUCAAAUGGGCUCAGAACAAGCUGAAUAGUGAGACCGACGCCCAUAAGGAGACUAAAGUUAAGCUACGAGAGACCACGGCCAAACUCACCCAGGCCAAGGAGGAGACGGAGCAGAUCCGCAAGAACUGCCAGGACAUGAUCCGCACAUAUCAGGAGUCAGAGGAGAUCAAGUCGAACGAAUUGGACGCCAAGCUGCGCGAGACCAAAGGCGAACUGGAGAAACACAAACAGGAACAGACAGACCAGCUGGAGAUGCACCGUUCCAAGGCCAAGGAGCUAGAAGACCUAAAGAGGACAUUCAAUGAGGGGAUGGAUGAACUGACCACUCUGCGCGCAAAGGUGAAGUGUCUGGAGGAUGAGAGGCCUCGCUGGGAGGAUGAGCUCUCCAAGUACAGAGAGAUCAUCAACAGGCAGAAGGCUGAGAUUGCGAGGCAGAGAGACAAGCUGGGAGAGAUACACGCACUGGAGGAACAACACCAACGGGACGAGCAUGAGAUGGUCAGUCUACGUGAGGAGGUGGAGAGUGUGAACGUCCAGAUUGGCGACCUCCAGCUGGAUGUGCAAGGCAGCCGGGAGCGGGAGGCUGAGCUCCUGGGCUUCACGGAGAAGCUAAGCAGCAAGAACGCCCAGCUGCAGUCGGAGAGCAAUGGCCUACAGGCCCAGUUGGACCGACUAGGCACCAACUCCAUGGAGCUGCAGGGCCGCCUGGAUAAGACGCAGACAGCACUGGCCGACCAGACUGAGCGUCUCCGGAAGGAGGAGGCCCUGCGGCAGGAUGAGGUCCAGGCUCUGCAGGCGGAGAGGGCCACGCUGCAGAUGGAGACGGCCCAGCUGAAGACCCGUGUGGAGGAGCAGAGGGACGAGUUGCAUACCCAGAAGAGGAAACAGGCGGCCAACAUCAAGGACCUGACCAAGCAGCUAACUCUAGCCCGUAAGAGACUGGAGCAGGUGGAGAAUGGUGGCUGUGACCGGGACGUCAGCAGCAUGGGAAGUCGCUCCAGCUCCUCAGGCUCCCUGAAUGCGCGGCACGGCGGCAGCAGCAUGGAGGAGCGCUCACUGGAGAGCCAGUCGGGCCCAACGGUGGUGGACAGCUACCCCGAGGUGGACAAGGCCGUGCUUGUGGAGCGUAUUGUGCGUCUACAGAAGUCCCACGCCCGCAAGCAGGAGAAGAUAGAGUUCAUGGAGGACCACAUCAAGCAGCUGGUGGAGGAGAUCCGCAAGAAGACAAAGAUCAUCCAGAGCUAUGUGCUGAGAGAGGAGUCGGGCGCCCUCUCUUCAGAGGCCUCAGACUUUAACAAAGCCCAAUUUGGCAGGCGGGGGGGCAUCAUGGCCUCCCUAUACACCUCCCACCCGGCUGACAGUGGCCUGACCCUUGACCUCUCGCUGGAGAUCAACAGGAAGCUGCAGGCCGUGCUGGAGGACACGCUGCUCAAGAAUAUCACACUCAAGGAAAAUCUUCAGACGUUAGGGGCGGAGAUUGAGCGACUUAUCAAACAGCAACGAUAGCUGGAGGACAUUGCUCAGAGGAAGUGGCGCAUGCUAGACGACGGUGUCUGAAGGAAAUUAUAGAGGACCAAGUGAAGAGGGAAUGUUGAAGACCCCACCAACUAUCUUGUGCCACAUCAACAAUUUAACUGAGACACACACAUGCGAACACACACAUGCAUACACACACGCACACACAUCCACACACAUGCACACACGCAGUGUAAAGGAGCAAUUUGAAUGUUGAAUACCAGUCGCCUGUUCUCAUUUUGAAAACCCCCAUGUUCUCAACUCUUCUCUCCAAUGGGAUGAGUACUCAGAUCCUCUGACCAAUGGAUUGUCCUACUAUCCCCCCCCUUGCAUAAUCUAAUACACUUUCCUGGGAUGCCAAGGAUAGCUUUAUUUAUGAAUGAAUUGAAAGGAUUAUGUUGGUUAGCAUUUUCUGAAGCCAGUUUCUAAUGCAGGUCCGUGUGCAUGCCAAUCCUUAUUACUCUCCCAAAAAAGUGUUUGUGCCAAUUUGCUGAAUAUAUUUUUGAAUUACCGCUGUGACCCCUAACGCUUACAGUAGUACUCUCACUGUGAACCAGUAACUAAAGACUACUAAUGCACUCAACGCACAACCCUUCAAAAAUUUGUCCACCAGGUCCACUUUCCUUUUUCGCCCUACAAAGCACUUAAGGCAAAAAUGUUACUUGAGAUGGUUUUUCAUAACUUGUAUUUCUAUGCAUAUCUCCCAUUGACAUCAAAUGUUCAAUUUAUGACAAAGUAUCUGGAGUCAGGAUUCUCUAGUUGGCCUACAUUCUGCAAACACCAAUGUCAAAAAAUAACUCCUGGCUUGACCCCAAAUGUCCUACUAUGAAGUUGUAUAAAUAAUAAUGAGUUCAGAAUCUAGGGCUGGUCUUUAGUUGGUCAUUUAAUGUGAUUUAUUUAUUUCUGUCAGUUUUGAUUGGCAUUUAAUGUUUUCUUUAGCUUUUGCAGAGUUUAAAAUCAAGUCCAUUGCUCUCUCUCCUUUCUGUUCUUCAUUUUGUCCAUUCACUGAAGGAAAUCUUUUAUAGUAUUAUUUUAUAUUCAAUUGUUUGUUUCCAUCCUUUCUCACACACUCCCUUGUUUUUACUGUCAUUAAUUUGUAGGACGAAGCAUUGUAGGCUCCCCCCCCCCCAUUUGCUUCUUCACCAGUAUGUUCUUCAGCUGUCAUAGUGAGGGUCACCUGGCCGAGCUGGAGGCGUAUGGUCCCGGGGAUGGGUGUAAACAACAUUUACAUUUAAAGGUAGCCCGACCACUCGCUCAGAGUAGAAGAGCUGACAUGCACCUGCAACACACUGGCUUCUGGCCAUGCUUUUGUCAAGGACAUGAUAAAGAGUGACUUUUCCUCAGCCACGGCUGCCUUGUCUAUGACAAAUACACACACACACACACACACACACACACACACACACACACACACACACACACACACACACACACAAGUAUGAAGUAUAUGGAGAACUCUGAUGAAGGACUAGCUCCUAAGCUGCAGUCUUUGGUUGUAGUUAUUUUCCCCCUAUUUGUUUUUUGUCACCUAUGUGUAACUAUUUCGACUAUAGUGUAAAGGAGGCCCCUCUUGACGCCUCUGGGAUUUUAGUGUUUCUCCCACCAUUGUUUAGGUGGGAUGCCUUCUCCCCCAAACAAGUCCACUUGGCCCCCCGCUAUUGAACAAUCACCGGAUCGAUUUGUUUUGUGUAAUUUGAUGUUUACGGCUUGUUGGUUUGAGGGCUUUUAAGUCCCGCUUAGGAAAAAAAAAAUCUAGGGGAAACACUACUGUUCUUUUUGCACCCUUUCAACUUGGCAAACCGAAAACACAGGAUUCACAACCUGGCUCUCUACUCCGCAACAGUGCGUAGAGAACAUGCAGCGUGGGCAAAUGAGUCAAUCGAUUUUUCAGGACCAGCUUGAGAGACUAUUCAAGAAGGAAUUAUUCUGAAUAAAUACAUUAACAUAAUGAAAUGGCUUGCGGACAUCUCGUUAUUAUGCACGGAGUUACCCAAAUACCCCAGAAGCAGAGCUAUAUACACUGGGUAAAACAGUUUAUCAUUGAUCAGCAAACUGUUGAUAUGGCUUAAAGAUUAACAUUGUAGAGUAUCUUCAACCAAUGAAGACUUUCACCAAUCAAUAAUUUUUGUAACUUGUCAUGUUACAAAGGCAACAAUUAUUGUUCAUUUGACACAGCAAAAUAAUUUGCCUGAAUCGUUUCAUUACUGUUUAAUUUGAUUGUCAAAUGAACAACAUACUAGAUAUCUUGGUAAGACAAAUGUAGUGACUGUGGAUAAUGUGGUACUCUUAUGGUUAAAGAAAUGUGUCCUCCAUGACAACAAAAACAUUGGAAGCAUAACUCUAGUACCUGUUUCACACUACUAAGCCAUGCACUGGCCUGGUUCCGCAUCCACCAUAGUUGCUGGAACCUUUACUUUAAACGUGCUGGAAAGUACAAUUUGAAUUGUGAAAAGGGUCAAACACUCCCAUGUGUGGUCCAACCUAGGCCUACAUUCUCACAACAUGAAAACAUUGGAGCAAUGUUAAAUUAAUGUUAUUUGCCUGGGAGACCAGUCCACAAAGAGAGAGAGUGGCAAAUGUGUCUCCCGUACCAGUGAAAUUAGCAAUAUGAACAGAUGUGUUGUGAGUGUAAAAUUAUGACUGACUAUAGCGAGAUGUUGGUAUUUACUGUUGAUUGUCUUGGUGUUGUUCGAUGUGCUCUGUUUGAUUGAAUAUUCAAACUGUGAUUAUUAUACAUUUGUAGAUAUGAUCUUCUGUAAAAUGGUCAAAUGUUUUUAAAAUUCCAAAUCCAAUAUGUAUAUAUGGUGUUUACAGGGAAUAAAAGAGAUGAAUCUCUUUGUUUCUCUUCA
Molecule: messenger RNA, 6243 nt
Organism: Salmo salar (Atlantic salmon)
Lineage: Eukaryota; Metazoa; Chordata; Actinopteri; Salmoniformes; Salmonidae
Gene: ccdc186
Product: coiled-coil domain-containing protein 186
Biological process (GO): vesicle cytoskeletal trafficking
Cellular component (GO): trans-Golgi network
Molecular function (GO): small GTPase binding
Source: RefSeq, a predicted model, not a curated record